UUCCCAAAUGGAAAUUUCUCAAAUGGGAGCGCGCUAUGGCGCAGUCAUCCUUUUCUUGUUGCUCACCUCAACCACUCAGGCCAACUACCUCAGCCUGGUUAACCAGUUCUUGGCUCCUCAAAAUGCCGCUCGUGCCGCCAUUAGAAUGCGGCCAUUGGUGUGGGAUGCAAGAUUGACGCAUUACGCUCAGUGGUAUGCCAACCAAAGGCGGAAAGACUGCGCUUUGAGGCACUCCAAUGGACCUUAUGGAGAAAAUAUCUUUUGGGGUAGUGGCAAUGGGUGGACGCCUGCUCAGGCGGCAGCGGCGUGGGUUUCGGAGGGUAAAUGGUACAAUUACUGGUCUAAUUCAUGCGCCGGAGGGCAGGUAUGUGGGCAUUAUACACAGAUAGUGUGGGGCAGAACCAGAAGAGUUGGGUGCGCCAGGGUGGUUUGUGAUGGAGGAAGGGGUGUUUUCAUGACUUGCAACUAUGAUCCUCCUGGGAAUUAUGUUGGUGAAAGACCUUACUGAUUGCUUUCAUGAAAUAUUUGCAAGUGGAUUUUAUGUAAAAAAUGGAAUGUGAUAUUAACUUCACAUUUAGAAAUUCGGAGUUGGUGUGUUUUUUAUAUGCAAAGUCAGAUUUUUUUUUAUCCUUUUGUUUUCAAUUUGCUGAUACUAUAUCUUGAUAUGGAAUUUAAGCUUGGGAACAAUGCUACGAGAAAUCGAAAAUCUUGAUUUUCGUAAACAGAUUUUCUCAACAUAUGAAUUUGUUGGCUGAAAUGUAAGUUUUUCUUACUUUCCUUUCUGUUUUUGGUUUUCUAUUUCUAAUUUACUGGAAUAAAUUCACUGCCACAUAUAUAUAUAUUUUCAAGAAUUGAAUUUCAAUAGGAAUAUAAUGGGUCAUCAAAUAUUGGUAUCAUUAGUAAUUAAUUAAAGGUAAAUAAUGUUUGGACCAAUCCAAAUAAGACCACUUAGAUUUUUAAAACAGAUGACAUUGAAGAGGAGCAAUGGAGAGAAUGAAAAAAUGAUGGCACAUGGGAAAAACACAAUCACAAGAAAUUAAGGUGGUCACUUUAAAGAUGAAAAG
This is a messenger RNA of Durio zibethinus, 1064 nucleotides long. Its product is annotated as pathogenesis-related protein PR-1-like. Lineage: Eukaryota; Viridiplantae; Streptophyta; Magnoliopsida; Malvales; Malvaceae. Gene Ontology annotation, cellular component: extracellular region. The record is from RefSeq and is a predicted model, not a curated record.